AUGCCAGCUCAUCCACAAGCCUUGAAUAGUACUCCUUCUGAUCGGCAUACUGCACAUGGCCUUUCUCCUCCGCCAGAUUUCGAUCGCAGACCUCCUCAUCCAUCACCAUCCAAGUCCUCAUCCCACUCUACUCAUGACCACCAAACCAAAAGAUUGGACGCUAUGUUUUUCUCUCAGCCUUCUACGCCCACAAAGUUUCAAAUCGCUUCGCAAAAUGGGCAACCGCAACGAUUGUCCCAAGCAGUUACCAAUGCAAAGCAUCUACCGUUACGGAAACGCAUCACCAAAGACACUUCUCAACCCUCAAUGCCAAAGAAUGUUCUCCCACCAGUAUCAGAAGCAACAGUUCCAGAGACUACAUCGUCCAAUGGCUCCUUGUUGCCCAUGACUACAGCAAUAGCGAAUACACCCCACCAGCAACCGUCACCACAGCAACAGCAACAGCAGCAGCAGCAGCAGCAAAAAGAAAGGAGAGUCUCUUAUCCUCCGACGCCAACUAGCUCGCAUGAUGCAAAGGCAACCGAUUAUUAUUAUUCAACAAAAGAGAGUACAUCAUCACCACAAAGCGAGAAUGAAGAUGUGAUAGAGAAUGAACGAAGGAAGCCGAUUGAUUCAUAUAACAACAAUGCCAAGACAUCAUCAACCGAACGACGAAUAUCCAUGCCUUUGCUGUCUCAGCCAUCUACUACUACUAUUACUACAACUACAACUACUACUACUACUUCCAUUAUACCCGGCCGUACAGCACCACCACCACCACCAUCAGCACCGCCAUCAUCAUUAUCAACAACAUCCGCUCCAUCAGUACCACUUUCCAAAAUGAAGCCACUUAAAAAAGUCCAACAUUGGAUCAGCAAGGGGAAGAUGCAUUCACCUACCACAAAUGGACAAGUCAUCAGAAAUGAGGAGUCUGUUAAACCUCGUCUUCCUACUACAUCAAGGCGACUAUCAUGGGAAGAAGAUGAUCGGCCUGCUCCAAAGAAAUCAAAGCGUGGCCGACCCCCAGCAAGCAUGACGAGACCCAAUUCAGCACCUUCUUGGGUAGAUUCAUCAAGAGCGAAUGGUAGACCAAGGACAGGAGAAUCCAUUGUAGCAGCGGCAAUGGCUGCUGCCAAAGGCAGUAGGAGAAACAGCCUACGACAAAUGGGUGCAAAGAGCAAUGAUGAUCAAGUCCUUUAUUGUAUUUGUCGCAAGCCAUACGAUGUGCCACGUUUUAUGAUUGCAUGUGAUCGUUGUGAUCAAUGGUUCCAUGGCGAGUGCAUUGGGAUCAGUGAAAAGGAAGGCGAAUUCAUUGACUUGUAUUUUUGUGCCGAAUGUGCAAAAGCAACCGGCAAGAUGACAUCGUGGAAACCGAAGUGUAUGAAUCCAGCAUGUCCCAAAGCAGCACGCAUCAGCUCACACCAGGGGAGGAUAUCAAAGUAUUGUAGCGAUACAUGUGGUUUACAGGUGGCACGUGCACGUGUGGAAUUGGCAGAAAUCAAACGACGUGGUCACUCUGAACAAAGCUAUACCGACAUGUUGACACAACGACAACGACGUGCUCGAUUGAAUCAAUUGGUGAAGCAUGAUAUGGCACGAUUAUCCCAAUUAACGGAAGCAUGGCGUCGGAUACGAGAUCAAAUCACGAUUAUGGAUCAGAGAUUACGGUUCCUUAAGCUCAUUGUCCAACACCAUCAUGGAGAAUAUUGUGGUCUCGACACUCGGCUUCAUUGGACCGAUGAUGUUUGGCAGCAAGUAAGCGAGAUGGUCAUGGAUGAUGGCGAAAUCGUGCUCAAAUUCGCAAGCAAGGAUGUACCACCGCCACCAGCGUAUAGCAUAUGCCAACAUAGGCCGUGCAACAAACAUCACGGGUGGAGAGAUUUGAAGCUUCAAGAAUUUGAACAAGAUCGACAUGAACUAUUCCAUUCCUUGGCACGUUAUGCAAAGCAACGAAGACAAAUCAAGGAUCGCAUCAAAAGGAAACGAAACACGAUCGAUGAUGAGUGGAUAUCAAACGCAACUAUUGUUCAUAAGGAAGAUGUUAUAAAGUGA
Lichtheimia ornata is the source of this 2031-nucleotide messenger RNA. RefSeq lists its product as uncharacterized. The transcript has 4 exons. Gene Ontology annotation, cellular component: Set1C/COMPASS complex. Bases 1 to 2031 code for a protein of 676 amino acids. The record is from RefSeq and is a predicted model, not a curated record. NCBI's taxonomy places the organism in Eukaryota, Fungi, Mucoromycota, Mucoromycetes, Mucorales, Lichtheimiaceae.